AUGGGACGGAGCUGCUCCUUCCUCCUGCUCCUCUUCCUCCUGUCCCCGUGGCCCAGAGCCACUGUGGCACGGCUGCAGUACCGCCACGACUGCGGAGAGUUGGGAAUGCAGCUCCUGGUCUUCCCGCCCCAUGGCCGCACCGUCCGCUUCAAGGUUCUGGACGAGUUUGGCUCCCGCUUUGACGUGGCCAACUGCUCCAUCUGCCUCCACUGGCUGAAUUCCAGGGAGGACGGCUCUGUCAUCUUCUCCUCUGGCUACAAGGGCUGCCACGUCCUGUUCAAGGAGAACCGCUACGUCCUGCGGGUGCAGCUGGAGGAGCUGCUGUCCAGCGGGAUCCCCAUCACCUCCUACGAGGUCAACAUGACCUGCCCCAAGCCAGGUGGCUCUGAGGCGCUCACAGAUGGAACCCAGGGGACGAGCCGGGACAGCCCAACGCUGUUCUCCCACACUGGCCUGCACCAGGUCUCGGGGUCCUCCCUCACCCUCACGGGAUCCCACUUCUCAGCCCAAGAUCUCGUGGAGCAGGUUCACGCCGUGGGACAGUACCAGCCCAGCCCAGUGCUUCCCGGGAUCCACCACCAUUCCAACCCAGCCCACUCAGGGCUUCUGUCCCAGCCUGCUGGGGUUCAUCCUGUCAACCCAGUCCAGGGAAGCUUCUUCCACCCAGCAGUGCAGCCCCCCCAGCCUGGGGGGCAGAGCCAGCCAGAGUUUCUUCACCCAGUGCUUGUAUCCCAAAACCAUCCCGGUUUGGGGCAUCACGGGGGGCAGAGCCAGCCAGGGCACCUGCGUCCAGGGUCUGUAUCCCAAAACCAGCCUGGGAUUCGCCCAGGGUCUGGAACCCAAAACCAGCCUGGGAUGAUGCAUGCUGGGGGUCAAAACCAACCAGGGAUUCGCCCAGGGUCUGCAUCCCACAACCAGCCUGGGGGUCAAACCCAACCAGGCAUUCGUCCAGUAUCUGUAUCCCACAACCAGCCUGGGAUGCUGCAUCACGGGGGUCAAAACCAACCAGGGAUUCGCCCUGGGUCUGUAUCCCAAAUUCAUCCUGGGGGUCAAAACCAACCAGGGAUUCGCCCNGGGUCUGUAUCCCAAAUUCAUCCUGGGGGUCAAAACCAACCAGGGAUUCGCCCAGGGUUUGUAUCCCCCAACCAGCCUGGCUUGUCCUCCACUGGUGCCCAGACUCCAGCAGGAUUCCAGCGCCCGGGAGGUCAGCCCCUAAACCAGCCAGGAAUAUCUCGUCCCAAUCAUCCCUCCAACUCCCAAGCCGUGUUCCCAGGCCAUGCUGGGCUGCUCCAUCCCAGCCCAGCUUUGGUGCACCCAGGACUCUCAUCCUGGCCAGGUUUCAUCAGCCCUGGACCCCAGGCUGAGCCCCAGCCCGGCCUGGGACUCCCUGGGCUGCGGCCCCAGCCUGGAUUGCUGCAGCCUGGGAUUCACACCCAGCCCAGCCUGCUGCAGCCCACAGCGCUCUUCUACCCCUCGCCGGGGGCAGGAACGCAGCUGACCCGGGAGCAGUGCCAGGUGCCGGUGGGCCGCAUGCCGUGCGUGGCUCCGCAGGGACGGGAUGCGUGCCUGCAGGCGGGAUGCUGCUACGACAACACGGACCGCACCACACCCUGCUAUUACGGGAAUACCGCCACCGUGCAGUGCCUGCUGGAGGGACACUUCGUGCUGGUGGUGCCGCGGGGAAUGGUGGCCCUGCCGUACAACCUGGACACCGUGCGGGUGGCCGGCGGCCAGGCGGGGUGCGAGCCCCACCAUGUGUCCGAGGCCUUCGUCAUGUUCCGCUUCCCAGUCACCCACUGCGGCACCACCGUCCAGGUGAUAGGGGACACGCUGGUCUAUGAGAACCAGCUGAUCUCCACCAUCGACGUCCAGGGAUCCCCCCGUGGCUCCGUCACUCGGGACAGCGUCUACAUUCUCCGAGCUCGGUGCAUCUACAACUCCAGUGACCUCCUUCCCUUGGGAGUGGAGGUGGCCGUGCCCCCCACAUCGGCCCCCCUGGCCAUGCUGGGCCCGCUGGCGCUCCAGCUGCGCAUUGCCACCGAUGAAUCCUACAGUUCCUACCACGCUGUGGGUGACUUCCCCCUGGUGAGGGUGCUCCGGGACCCCAUUUACGUGGAAGUCCGGCUGCUCCAGAAGACAGAUCCCAAUUUGGUGCUGGUGCUGCACCACUGCUGGGCCUCCCCUGGCUCCCACGCCACAUCCCAGCCCCAGUGGCCCAUCCUGGUGGAAGGGUGUCCCUUCCAAGGGGACAACUACAGGACACGGCUGAUUCCGAUGGGUCCGGCCUCUCCGGAGCUGCCCUUCCCCAGCCACUACCAGCGCUUCGUCAUCUCCACCUUUGCCUUUGUGGAGCCCCCCAAAAUGGCUGUGCUGGAAGGGGAGGUGUACAUCUCCUGCAGCGCCUCGGUGUGCCACCUGGCCCAGCCGGAGCCCUGCCGGCCCUCCUGCCAGCUGGGAGUGCCCUCACGAGCACGGAGGUCUCCAGGGGACAGGAGCACAGGUGACAGCAUGGGGACAGUCACAUCCCAGGGAUGCGUUGUGUUUCCUGAGGCUCCCAAGAGAGGGGGAACUCAGCAGAGAGGCUGA
Molecule: messenger RNA, 2586 nt
Organism: Zonotrichia albicollis (white-throated sparrow)
Lineage: Eukaryota; Metazoa; Chordata; Aves; Passeriformes; Passerellidae
Source: RefSeq, a predicted model, not a curated record